Aureobasidium subglaciale EXF-2481 is the source of this 1434-nucleotide messenger RNA. RefSeq lists its product as uncharacterized. NCBI's taxonomy places the organism in Eukaryota, Fungi, Ascomycota, Dothideomycetes, Dothideales, Saccotheciaceae. Bases 1 to 1434 code for a protein of 477 amino acids. The record is from RefSeq and is a predicted model, not a curated record. The transcript is spliced from 2 exons. Gene Ontology annotation, molecular function: structural constituent of ribosome. Gene Ontology annotation, cellular component: mitochondrial small ribosomal subunit.
AUGUCUGGAUCCAUUUGUCUGCGGUGCCUAGCCAGGCCGGCGGUGAGCUCGGUAGAGCAGAAGACAUUACGAAUCACAGCACAAUCGGCAGCAGCCUUCUCGACGAGUGCCUCUCUGGAAGCCAACUCAGCCGUCAAGAAGAAGACCACCUCUGUCGUCAAGCCCGGCCGUGGCGCGAACGCUUCAUUCAGCAAGGCUCAGGGACAAAUUAGAAAGGGACAGCCUGGUGCCAGAACCGGAAAGCCGCCAGGAGAGGGAGAGCGCAAGGCCAUCCGCAAGAGAGUCGUCCUGUCCAACACCAACGCCGUCGAGGUGCAGGGUCUCGACAACCUUUCUGCCACGAACAUAGACGAUGCUGCUAUCGAGGGCCAGGUCCUUGGUCUUAGCAACGAGGUCAUUGAUGCUCUGCGCGCGACUGAAGCCUUCAAGCCAACUCAAGGAUGGAGUCUCUUCCGAAGGCCGGCAACACUGGUUCGCAAGGAGACUGCCGAGCUCGCAAGGUUGAUGCAGGAAAUUGAAUCGAAGAAGACGUCGGUGCGACGUGUCAUAUACGGCGAGCGUGGCUCGGGCAAGAGUGUUCUGGCCCUGCAGGCCAAGGCCAUGGCUCUGCUCAAGGGCUGGAUCGUCGUACACAUCCCUGAGUCCAAGGAAUUGGUCCUGGGCAGCACACCCUACGCACCAUCAACCGAGGCAGGCAUCUACAACCAACCGCAUUUCACAGCAGCCAUGUUGGGUCAGAUCGCAAAAGCCAACCACACCGUCCUCUCCACGAUGCGCCUGUCACAAAAGCACGACCUCUCCGUUCCGAUCCAGUCAAACAUCAGUCUCGACCGCUUCGCCAUGAUGGGUGCCCAAGACCCCGACCUCGCAUGUGAAAUCUACAAGGCGCUUUGGUCAGAGUUGACCGCCCCUUCAGCAGAGGGUGCAGGUCUCGCUCGCCCUCCCGUCGUCUUCACCAUCGACUCGGUUGCUCACAUCAUGCGCGACUCUGCAUACAUGAACCCCGACGUCCAGCCCAUCCACGCUCACGACCUCGCAAUCGUCAACCACUUCUUCAAGCUACUCUCCGGCAAGCAGGCCCUGCCUAAUGGCGGUAUGAUCUUCGCCGCAGACUCUGGCAGCAACAGACCCACAAUCGCCGGUUUCGACCACGCCAUUCGCCGUAACGCCGCCCUCGCACAAAACAAGCAAGCUCCCGAGUGGGAUCCUUGGGUCAAGGUUGACCAGAGAAGCAUUGCCGCCCUGAACGGUGUCGAUGUGUGGCAGCUCAAGGGCUUGACAAGAGAAGAGGCUCGCAGCAUCAUGGAAUACUACGCCAAGAGUGGUAUGCUUCGUCAAACCGUCAACGACACCUUGGUCGCUGAAAAGUGGACUCUGAGCGGUGGCGGUAUCAUUGGCGAGCUCGAAAAGGGCGCUGUCAAGACUCGCAUUUGA